AUGGCAAGUUUACACAAAUCCCUUGAUGACGUAGAUUUAGAGGCUGCUAGUUUUAAUCGCAGUGGGAAAGAUGACGGCGGCGGCGGCGGCGGCGGCGGUUCAAUCUCCUCUAAUGCGAAUGAUCACUCUACAUCAAGUCCAUGUGGAAGUGAGAUUGUGAGUGUCUCUGAAAAUACUAGUAUUGAUGAAAACAGCAAGAAAAGAGAAUCCAAUGUGUCAGAGUGUUUAGUGGAGGUGUUGGAUCUGAAUGAUGGUCCACCAGAAAUCAAGCUGCAUUUGGUCAAGAUUAUUAGAGAUUGUAGGAUUUGUCAUCUGAGCUUGGAUCCAAGCAAUCAAGACUCUGGUUUACCCAUUGAACUGGGUUGUUCUUGUAAAGGUGAUUUGGCUGCUGCUCACAAUCAAUGUGCUGAGGCUUGGUUCAAGAUAAAGGGAAACAAAACUUGCGAGAUAUGUGGAUCAAUUGCACGAAAUGUUUCUGGUGUGAACGAGGCUGAAUUGAUGGAGCAGUGGAAUGAAGCAAAUGAUACUGCUGCCACAGCUACAUCAGCAUCCCAAACAGCGUCUCGAAACUUUUUGCAGGGUCACCGAUUUCUGAACUUCUUGUUAGCUUGUAUGGUAUUUGCAUUUGUCAUCUCCUGGCUUUUUCACUUCAAUGUACCCUCAUGA
Messenger RNA from Fraxinus pennsylvanica, 666 nucleotides. The record is from the annotation of a GenBank genome assembly. NCBI's taxonomy places the organism in Eukaryota, Viridiplantae, Streptophyta, Magnoliopsida, Lamiales, Oleaceae.